Stegodyphus dumicola is the source of this 643-nucleotide messenger RNA. RefSeq lists its product as uncharacterized. Lineage: Eukaryota; Metazoa; Arthropoda; Arachnida; Araneae; Eresidae. The record is from RefSeq and is a predicted model, not a curated record.
CUUGAACCACGUGUUUGGAAUGACAUCAUCCAUUUCUUGUUGGGGCAUGUUGUUUUACAAAAUGGCGUCUGCCGUAUCACACCUUUGUAUGCCUCCGCUAAGGUGUAUGGAUACUUUUCUGUGAACCAAUCAGAUUCUUUGAAAUAUGACCUCACCGUCUCUUAACCAAUCACCGUUGAGAUGAAAUAAAGAGUUCCUACCCGAUAUAAGGUUAUCCCGAGCAACGUUCCGCAUUUCUUUCCUGCCUGUCGCCCUGAGUGUACGUACCUGCUUUUGCUUCGACAAUCUUUCUUCACUGCUUCGAAUGGAUCAGGCACGAAACAACAAAGAAAUGGAAAACCUAUUUGAGAAUGAACCUAUGCCUUUGAACGAUAAAGUGUUGAGCCAUGAAGACCGCACCCAAGAUGUUCUCAAUGAAUCAGCUAGCUCUUGUGCCAAAAGAAAAGCAGAAGAAACAUCCCAUUUCGAGAAAAAACGCAAAGGACUCUUCACCGAAGACGCUAUUCCAGAGGAGCUCACUCACAUGGGAGACAAUGUCUUUGUGGGACCCAGCAUUUACAAGGGAAAAGUGACUGUGCACAUCCGAGAGUAUGCGAAAUAUGGUAAAGCUUACUAUCCGACAAGACGAGGAGUGAAAUUUUGA